Messenger RNA from Phycodurus eques (leafy seadragon), 2419 nucleotides. It is a transcript of the gene ube2h, whose product is annotated as ubiquitin-conjugating enzyme E2H (UBC8 homolog, yeast). The coding region runs from base 233 to 784 and encodes 183 amino acids. Gene Ontology annotation, cellular component: nucleus. Gene Ontology annotation, molecular function: ubiquitin conjugating enzyme activity. Lineage: Eukaryota; Metazoa; Chordata; Actinopteri; Syngnathiformes; Syngnathidae. The transcript has 7 exons. Gene Ontology annotation, biological process: protein polyubiquitination; ubiquitin-dependent protein catabolic process. The record is from RefSeq and is a predicted model, not a curated record.
UUGUCAGAACCAUGGCCAGAGCGCUGAGAGGCAGUGAACGCUAGUCGUCUGUUGAACGUUAGUUCGGCCGCAGAGUAGGACGGAGACGCUCACGCCGAGAAGAAGUGUUUGCGGCCAACAUUUCCCCAAGCCAAUGUUAACUUUCGGAUAGUGCCGUUUGCUAGACUCUCUAGCGUGUCGGGGGCUAGCUUUCCGUUGACCUGCCUGUGUUCUGCAGUGGAAAUAGCAAAAAAUGUCGUCUCCAAGUCCGGGCAAAAGGCGAAUGGACACCGACGUGGUGAAACUCAUCGAAAGCAAACAUGAAGUCACCAUCCUCAGCGGACUCAACGAGUUUGUAGUGAAGUUUUUCGGACCACAGGGAACGCCGUACGAGGGCGGCGUGUGGAAGGUGCGAGUGGAUCUGCCUGACAAAUACCCGUUCAAAUCGCCAUCAAUAGGAUUCAUGAACAAGAUCUUUCAUCCCAACAUCGAUGAAGCGUCGGGAACGGUGUGUUUAGAUGUCAUCAACCAGACGUGGACAGCCCUUUAUGAUCUCACCAACAUCUUUGAGUCGUUCCUGCCCCAGCUGCUGGCCUACCCCAACCCCAUCGACCCCUUGAAUGGAGACGCGGCCGCCAUGUACCUGCACAGGCCAGAGGAGUACAAGCAGAAAAUCAAAGAGUACAUCCAGAAAUAUGCAACGGAGGAGGCGCUAAAGGAGCAAGAGGAGGGGGCGGGCGACUCUUCGUCCGAAAGUUCCAUGUCCGACUUCUCUGAGGACGAGGCCCAGGACAUGGAGUUGUAGUGGUGGACAUCGUCGUCCUCCUGCACUCCCCCCCCCCCCCCCCACCCCCCUCCACCCCCCCACCCAUAGAGACUAUAUUUGAUUUCCUAACCCAUGACAAAGCAGACUUAUAAUAUUCAUAUUUAAACACCUUGAUUUUUUAUUAUUAUUAUUAUUAUUAUUACUAAACAAGGAUUUUUAUGAAUAUCUAGCCUCCUCCUCUCCCCUCCUGGCAUCUCUUCAUCCUACUCCCCAUUAUUUUUUUUCUUGUGUGUGUGUGUCAAAGGGGUUGUGGCGCUGCCCGCUGCAGGCAAAGACAGUAUUUGAACAAGAGACGCACAAUCACGCACAGGGUAUGUCACCAUGCUCACGGACGGAUGUGAUGCCGCUUUUGGAUGCCGGUUCGGCAGUUACUCACUUUUUUUUAUGUUACCCAAACAAACAUCAAGCGUGUUGUCACUGCUCUGAGUGCAAUUUGGAUUCACAUUUCACCACUGGCGAUCCGGUUUCCCCUUUUUAUUUUUUCCCCACUUUAAUCCCAACAUAGGAGGGAAGGAGACGAGAUGUUUGGAAGUUUUUUUGGGUUUUUUUUUUUUUUUUUUUUUCCCCCCCCCCCCUCCUCCCUCUCGCUCUCUCUCUCUCUCUCUCUCUCUCUCUCUCUCCCCCUCUCCCUCUCCCUCUCCCUCUCUCUCCGCCCUCUUCCCAGCAUUUGUGUGUCUACAGUAUCAAACAUGGCAGUCCAAGUGCUCGGAGAGGACCUCGCAAUGUAUUCCCCCUCCGAGAAUGCAGUCGUGCGGAUCCCAGCUCAACUUUCCCUUCUCUGUGCCUCGUCAACAACACCAACACCAACAAAAGGAAGGCGAUCAAGAAAAAAAAAAAAAAAGCACAUUUGGUACUUCUCUUCCUCUCUGGACAAUCUACACGUAGAUGGAUGCUAACAUAUAGCUAGUUCUGGGUUGCAAGUUCUACAAAUAGAUAGCAUUCCUAUGGCUUUAGUCUGUUUUUUUUAUUUUUUUUUUAUAGUUAGUUGGCGUCUGUCGUGUGAUAUGUAUAAGAUGCUUCAUUUGUACAGAUGUUUCCUAGCGUAGUUCAUCAGAAAUGAGAGGCAAAAAUGAAAGCAGGCACCACGUUUGUGUUGCAUCUCCGGUACAUUUAAAGUGGUUCGGUGUAGCAGGAUGCAGGCUUAUUUUUUUUAAUGUUGAUUUAUGUAUCCGCGCCCACUCAGGAUAACCCAAAAAGGUCGUAUGCAGAUUCUCAGCUUUCUAAUUUACUCUGGAAGCUGCCACCAAAUGUUCUUCCCCCAACCUCUCCUCUUUUUUUUUUUUUUUUCUUCUUGCAUUCUUAAUCCUAAUCACCAAGCAACAAUGUUGUAAACUUCAUGGAAUAAUCCCCUUCUCCUUGAAGAGAGUUUUUUGUUUUAAAAGUAAUUCAGAUUGGAAUUCUUGGUUUUACCUUUGUGCAGUAUUGUGCUGGACCUCUGUAAUCCCACAUAAAGGUUGUUGGAUGAGAGGGGGGGAAAAAAGUGGCCCAAAAAAGAAUUUAUGAUUUGCAUCCUCUAAAAACAAAAAAAAAACAGCUCUGUUUAUGUUAAAGUCCUACUUUUGUUUUUAAAGAAGCAUUGUGCACCUGCUGGGUAAUAAAGUGAUCAUAUACUCA